Molecule: messenger RNA, 1383 nt
Organism: Umbelopsis ramanniana AG
Lineage: Eukaryota; Fungi; Mucoromycota; Umbelopsidomycetes; Umbelopsidales; Umbelopsidaceae
Exons: 5
Coding region: 171-1313 (380 amino acids)
Biological process (GO): regulation of gene expression
Cellular component (GO): nucleus
Molecular function (GO): protein binding
Source: RefSeq, a predicted model, not a curated record
ACAGUGAAGGAAAAGAAGGAUCUUCUGGAAGCAAGGUGUUGUUAUAUACUUUUUUCAUUGCCAUGUUAUUAAAACGAAUUGUAUAGAUCUUGAACGAACAAGGCGAAAAUAGCUGUGCUACUGAGCAAAAAUUUUGUUGGGCGCCCAUUUGAAAACUUCCACCCUCUUCUAUGCCUAAAGGAUCAAGUAUUCCAUCGGCUUCUCUGAAACAUUGGCCAGAAGUGAAGGCAUUUUUAGUAGAAUGCGGUCUCUCUCAGUACUAUGACACCUUUGUCAAUGAGGGCUUUGACCGAGUGACCACGAUAUUGGAUAUCACGGAGAAUGAUUUGAUAGAAAUGAAUAUCAAACGAGGGCAUCGGCGGCUACUACAAAGACAUGUAGCCACCUGUAAAGGCCUUCCAACCUCACAACCAUUGUACCACUUGCAUCAAUACCAUGAAGAGUAUUCUGAUAACCUUGCACCACCACCACAACACUCCCCUCUCUCGUCAUGUUCAUCGCCGCGACACCGACCGCAGUUUGCCGAUAUUUUAAAUCGUAAUGCAGCGUCAUCCACCGAAGAAGAAGAUGAUUAUACGACGACUGUUCGUCAUGAUGCUAUCAUCAAUGAAGAUGCAAGUAGUAGUAGCGGCAAACGACAGUACCGAAGACACCCAAAAGCCGAUUUAAAUGCGCCGAUUAAGCCUGCUUCAGGCUACGUUAUGUUUGCUAACGCCCUUCGAGACAACAUCAAAGAAAAAAAAUUAUCGUUUGCCGACAUAGCCAAAGUGGUGGGUGAACGAUGGAAGCAAAUCACUGCGGAUGAAAAGUUUUAUUGGGAAGAUACCGCUGCUAAAGCGAAGCAAGAGUACUUGAAGCAAGUUGCUGAAUACAAGAAGACCGAUAGUUACAAUCACUAUCAAGAAUAUCUUCGACAAUUUGAACAGCAAGGAUCAGAUCGAGCAUUAGGUCGUCCGCGGCUGAGACGAGGAAUGCGAGAUUCAAGAGCCCACAGCCCUUCCCUUGGGAAUUUGGGUAGCAGCAGCGGCACCGAGAGUCUUUUCACGCAACCACAACCGUCCACCAUCCCACCACCGGCGGCCGAAGCGCCACGGACCUGGGAAAGCUUGACACGAUCUAGCAGCGGCGAAAGUAUCUCUCAACCCUAUCGAACGUUAUCGGUGAUGCAUCGCCAAUCUUCUAUUCGAGGCCAUGAUGAGCGGCCUAAAACCAAUCGUGAAACUAGUCAACAGAGUUCCACAAGCAAUGCGUCUACGGAAAGCACGGAGAGCAUGUCGGUUCCAUCCUUGGAGCGAGAAGCCAACCGCUACUGACUGGAAAUCGUGAUGUCCGAUCACUUUUAAUUCAUUUAUCCCCUCAUAAGCUUAAAACCCUUCCCCAAUA